Molecule: messenger RNA, 354 nt
Organism: Caenorhabditis remanei
Lineage: Eukaryota; Metazoa; Nematoda; Chromadorea; Rhabditida; Rhabditidae
Exons: 2
Coding region: 1-354 (117 amino acids)
Source: RefSeq, a predicted model, not a curated record
AUGACGCCACAUUUGUCAGAGUCGCCACGUCACGAAGGAUGUUUCUGUUUGACGGUGACUAGUUUGAAGUCGAAAAUCUGUGGUGGAUCCUCCUUCUCGUCUUCCGAAUUCUCCGACGAAUUCGGUGACGUCGUCGUCGUGGCGGCUUCUGAAUUCUCAGAAUCCGCAGAUUCCGCCGAGAUUCCCGAGUCGUCGUCUGGCAUCGAUUUCGCCAUUUUUUCCGGUCUUCCAGCUGGUUUUGCACCAAAAAUCGCACGAAGUCCGCCGAGAAUCAAGCCGACUGGCACAAUCAUAAUCAUCCAUGGAAUCGAGGCGAGGAAUGUGAUGGAGAGGAACGUGUUGGCUAGGUGGUGA